ACCAGCAUAAAAACCUUGCUAGAUGUGCAAAUGUUGGUUUGCAGCCAAUGUGAACAUAGGAAACUGCCUUAUAUCAGGUCAAGGCAUUGGGCCACCCAGAUGAAGAUUGGCUCCUCUAUAGGGGUGGAAUGAUCUGUCAAUUUCAGUUCUCUUAAUUUCUCAUUUUUAUGAAUGUUGAAUUCAGUUCUCCACAUUUCUGCAGCAAUUUUUUUUAAAAAAGACUUCAUGUAAAUUCUCCAGGACGUUAGUGCAGAUUUCUCCUGAUCAACACAUUUUUGCAUGCUGCUUUGAUUAAUGUACAGUACACAGUUUUGCAAGCAAUUUCUCCUCCUAAUAGAUUGCAUUCUUGUGUGUUACUCUCCACCACAGUAUAUACAUUUGUAUACAUACUGUCCCCUAAUAAUAUGCCUGUUUGUAAGCAUUGUUUGGUUGGAAGAACUGCGUUGCAAAAUUUGGAUGGGUGUGGAUUUUGAAAGGUGGCUGGCUGUGUUUCAGUUCUCUGGUUGUUUUUGUAAGGCGUGAGUUUCAUAGACCUGCCUUUAAAAGUGAACUGAAUCGAAUUUCUCCCCUAUCCCCGCUCCUCUGUGAUUUCCCAAGGUCAGGCAGAAAACAUCUUCCCCAUCAGCUGCUACCUGAUUCUUUUAACUGGAGAAACCAGGGACUGAAUCUUGAACUUUCUGCACCCAAAGCAGACAUGCGCUCUACCACUACAUCAUGAUCCCGCCCUGAAUCUGAGAACUUCCUAGUGCAAAACUGUGCGUUUCCUGCAUGCCUGCUUCAAAAAGUGGAGGUGCAAAAGCACUCUUCUGCCACUUCCAACGGGGCGGUUUUGGUGGGUGAUGUUGCCCUGUGUGCCCACUCACAUCCAUCCCAUACAUUUAAAGCACACUUCUACAGUCAUGGUUCCCCAAAAAAAUAUCCUGGGAACUUUGCAAAAGGUGCUAACCUCACAGAUCUACCAUUUCCAACACGCUUAACAAACAACAGUUCCCAGGAUUCCUCAUGGCUGCUAACGUGAUAUAGGUAAUAGUGCUUUAACUGUAGGCUGUGAACAUGUCCCAUGCCACCCAGGGACUGCAUUAUGAUUUCCUGUCAGACUCAACUACAGUACUUUAAAUGGCAAUUUGGCCACCAGUAGCAUAAGCUCAGGUGACACAGCCCAUUUUUGUGGUGCACAAUAAGCCACUACCUCUUGUCUGCGUUGCACUUCUUGUUAAGUGCCGAGCAUUAAACCCAAUCUUGGGAAGGCUACCCUUUUAAGACCACCCUUAAAAGAGGAAGUGAAAAUCACAGCUGAACAUCCACAUACGCAGCACAGCUGUCCUGCAGAGCAGCAGAGUCUCCCACACACUGCAGCAGCACUGCCUGCAACAGGAGUUAUGGAUUCUGUUUCCUUCCACCAGUACAUCUGCGAUCUGGAUCUUUGCUCCUUGCCUAGAGUGGUGAAGAUCUGCUCUGGAGUCUACUUCCAAGGAUCUGUUUAUGAAGUCUCUGGCAAUGAAUGCUGCUUAUCAACAGGAGAUCUGAUGAAAAUUAUUGAUAUUCAGCUGCAGAACAUCUCCUGCAAGAAUGUGGAGAAUGGGCACAUAUAUGAGCUGCCGCUGGAUUUUAAAGGUCUUUUUCAGCCCAGUUCAGAACUGCCGCGUGGAGCACAGAGGAAAUCUUUCUCUCGGGGCUCUCCCUUCCCCAAGGACAAGUUUUUGGACUGCCAACAGCCACAGCGCUACACGAUCCAGGAGGUCCUGCGGUCAGCAGUUAUGCGGCAGAAGAGGCUAACCUGCCCGGAAAUUGGCAAGAGUGAGGUCCAGCUCUACCCAACGUAUAAAGUGAAAGCAAUAAUGCAUUUUCGAAAUGACGUUGUGCAGAUCAACUCUACCCUGGAUGUAGAGGUGGUCGACGUCACCAAGGAGUCCCAGCACAUCCACUUUAUUAAGCCGCUGAUGCUCAGCGAGGUCCUGGCAAUGGAGAAAGCGCUGCCAGUGGAGGCCGAGAUCCUCGAGGCCCCAGAGAGCCUGCCGGUCUUCCAGAGUGACUGGUUCUCCCACCUACAGAAGGGCUGCCAGAUUCACAUCCACAGCAAGUCCUCGGCAUGGAGGGUCCUGGCCUCUUCUCGCAAAGGCAAGACCCGGACCUGCUACUUCCUCCUCUCCAGCAGCUACGAAGGCCGCUUUCGCCGAUGCCCACGCAGAUUUAGCUGCACUUCGGAGCUGGCCCUCAGUUUAGCCACAGGCAAGAAACUGCAGGUCGUCGUCACCAAGGACUGUGAGAGCAGCGAAGGGGAAUUUCCUUUGUUCAGUGUAGGAGACCGGCUAGAGGUGCUGUGGGUCGCGAGAGCCAGCAACCCUUCAGCCAUGGACAUGCUUGUGUGCUGCAGGGACAAUGGAGAUGAGGACAGAGAGCAAAUCCAUCUGCCCCUGUUCUUGGAAGCUGGCUUCGUAGAGGAUGUCCGUGACAGCAGGAAAUAUACCAUCUCUGAGGCAGUGGAGCACCUGCAGCUGCCCUGUGAGGUCAAGGUGCUUAGUACUGACUGUGCCUCAGAUCCUCUAGGCUGCUCCUCUGUCCUGACCCUGGAGACCAGGAUCGACUUGCAAUUUCUCACUAUCAGCCUGGCUAAGGAGCCAGCUCUCACCUUUGACAUUCCUCCACAGUGGUUGGACAUGUCUCUCUUCUUCACUGGAGGGCCAGCGAAGGCCACUCCUCCCACUUCCAGUCCCGCGGUGGAAGAGUUGACAGAGGCCUUUUAUUAUCAUUUGCUAAAGAUACUGCCCAGCAAUGCAUCAGCACCUCCGAGACCUCCAAAGCGAAAGGACUCCAAGUGCAACAUGGACCUCAGAAAGGCCAAAGGAGGAGAGAAGAAUGCAGCAGAAACAUCCAAGUUACCUUCUGGCAAGUCAAGCAGCACAUCGAGAGAGCCUGCAAAACUUCACUUCUCUGGACCUAAGCAAACAGGCGCAAGUGGGAGUGUUCUGAACAAUCUUAAUGAGUACACCAUGGAAUGCGAAUGUCAAAGAUUCCAGGAGUGUUCUAAACCCGGGAAACAAACCACAGGCACAGCUUUCAGUGAUGAUUCGGAUCAUGACUAUGAAGAAAUUAACAAUGAGGUUUAUGGAAUGACUUCCAAACUGCGAAGAACUGUUAUUAAACAUUGAGAUACCUGUCUACAAAGCCACAAUCCUAGGCUACAUCUUUCCUUCCCUACUUCCAUGGUCAGAGCCCUGUUCAGGAAUGAGGAGAAUUCUGUAUUUUUAAGCAAACAGAUCUACUUUGCACUUCCUGGACUAAUACACCAAUCAGAAUGUCACACUGCACUUUGCUGAAUUUAUGCACCCUGAGCUCCAAUGCGUACUUAAAUAUACACGUUCUUAAAAAUUCAGAGGCUGAUGCAGAAAUGGGUUAAGAAUGGACUUGCGAAAGAACACUUCUGAAAUUACACCAGAAACAGAUUUGUCCAUCCCUAGGCCAGUAUAACAAGCUGCUGGUUCUUUUCCCAUUAUUUUUGCCCAGCAGCAGCAGCCUUGCUUUUGAACCCAGGGCCAGGAGAGACUGUGUACGACUGUAAUUAGCACUUCUAAGCCCCAAACUGGCAGGCCAUGACAACUAUCUCCACCCUGAAGAAAGCACAACGUAUGAAAUGUGGUCUUUAGAGCCUUGCAUGUGCCCUUAUGCUUUAUGGUGGAGCCUGACCUAAAGGAAGUCGGGUUCCAAAAGUCACCAGCGCUGCAAGGAAUCAACAUUACCAAACACCCCCCCCCCCCCCCGCAGGGUGAAGAAACUGCAAUCUCAUUUCAGGAGACUUAGCUUUGGCAACAAAGAGGGUUUUUAAGAGUACAAUACUGCUGCCUGUCCCCACCCUUACAGUAAAACGAGGUUCUGAAGUUAGGCUAGAAGCAACCAUGCCAAACACAAUGCAGUACAUAGAAACUAUAAGGGGUCCCUCCUAUCUGCGCUGCCAGACUCCCUUGGAGAUGACAUAUUUCUGGGGCCUAAGAGCUACCAUUAAAAAAAAGUGCUGAAGCAUAAAAUGAUAUGGGUCUGCAAUUCAAAUGAAGCUGGGUUUUUUAUCAUUUUGUUUUAACAAGAUGUACUGGUACCAGUUACACAAAUAUGUUGCGGGUUUCAAUGUAAGACUUCUGCCUAUUUCAAAACUGCACAGUUGCAUUUGCUAGUGUAUUGACAACGGUCUAUUUUUUAGCAUAACUAAAAUGCAAGUGGUGGUUAAAUUUUGAGGGUUGGGUGACUUUUAAAAAAAAUGUCACUGAACUACUUUUUAUGCCACACUAAAAAAAAGGCCUAGCUUUAAGGCCUUAUCAGUACUGCAGUAAAAUAUGGAUUGCAGAGUCCCCCAGAAAGAAAAGGUCCCC
Molecule: messenger RNA, 4361 nt
Organism: Zootoca vivipara (common lizard)
Lineage: Eukaryota; Metazoa; Chordata; Lepidosauria; Squamata; Lacertidae
Gene: THEMIS2
Product: thymocyte selection associated family member 2
Biological process (GO): T cell receptor signaling pathway
Cellular component (GO): cytoplasm; nucleus
Source: RefSeq, a predicted model, not a curated record